Messenger RNA from Myodes glareolus (Bank vole), 3641 nucleotides. NCBI's taxonomy places the organism in Eukaryota, Metazoa, Chordata, Mammalia, Rodentia, Cricetidae. The record is from RefSeq and is a predicted model, not a curated record.
AUUACACUUAUUUAUUUGCUUGAUUUAUUUUUUUGAAUAUGAAUACUUAGCUUACAUGUAUGUAUGUGUACCAUAUGUAUUCUUGAUGCCUACAGAGGUUACCAUAAAGGUUAGAAGAAGGCACUGGAUUUGAACCUAGAUCCUCUACAGGAACAGCCAGUGCUUUUAACCCUCUCUUCAUCUUUCUAUCCCUUUAAUGAGAAAAUUAAUAACAUUGGAUUAGGAGAUAAUUUGAGUAUUGUUUUGUAGAAUUAAUAAUAAGUUUUUGCUCACAGUAAAAGAAUAUCAAAAAAAGCUUUCUCAACAAAUUUAAGACAUUUGUUUUUGUUCUCUCUAGUUUGUUGAAUAUAGUUAAGGAAUAUAGGCAACAUGUUCUACACUCAUGUGCUUAUGAGUAAACGAGGGCCAUUGGCCAAAAUAUGGCUUGCAGCUCACUGGGAGAAGAAACUCACAAAGGCACAUGUGUUUGAGUGUAAUCUGGAGAUAACCAUUAAAAAAAUUCUCUCCCCCAAGGUGAAAAUUGCACUCCGAACUUCAGGGCACCUUCUUUUGGGAGUUGUUCGAAUCUAUAAUAGGAAGGCAAAAUAUCUUUUGGCAGAUUGCAGUGAAGCAUUUCUUAAGAUGAAGAUGACAUUUCGCCCAGGACUGGUUGACCUCCCAAAAGAGAAUUUUGAAGCAGCAUACAACACUAUCACAUUACCAGAAGAAUUUCAUGAUUUUGACAUCUAUAAUAUGAAUGAUAUUGAUAUUUCAGAGCCCCUUGCUCAGAACCAAAGCAAACCAGAGGAAAUCACACUUAGAGAAGAAUAUAGCAAUGAUCUACUUUUCCAAGCUGAGAGUUUUGGGAAUGAACCUGAAAUCCUCAGAAGACAGAGCUUAUUUGAUGUCAGCGUAUUAAUGAACUCCAGUGGUCUUGUAGUUGAACAUAGUUCUGGAAGCCUCAUUGAGGAAAAAUCUUUGUUCUUUGACAAUGGAGAUGGAUUUGGAGAUGAAGGGUCUGCAGGAGAAAUGAUUGACAAUCUGUUGCAAGAUGAGAAUACCCUUUUAGAAGACAUAUAUUCAAACAAGGAAACUUCUCUGCCUCCUGAGCUUCCCAGUAGUAUAAUAGUAGAACCAGGUAAUUCAGAUGACCAGAGCCUACCUGAAGAUGAAAAAGUAGAUGAAACAUUAUCAAAUGAAGAAGAAGGGUUUACUCUUGACCCAAUUGAUGGUUUAGACAUUGCUGAGAGAAGGAAAAACAAAAAAAGGAGGUUGCUCAUAGAUCCCGUCAAGGAGAUAAGUAGCAAGACUAUGCAUAAGCAGCUGACUUCCUUCGUUGACACUCUCAUGGUUCUGGACCUCGCACCCCCCACACAAAGACUGAUGAUGUGGAAGAAGAGGGGAGGAGUGGAUACACUUCUGUCAACCGCCACCCAGGAUCUGAUUCAUGAUGAACUGAAAAAGUUGUUUGCAAAAUGCUUCCUGUCCACUGACUUAAAACUUGCAAAAUUUGUACAGAAGGAGUCAGAAAGGAAAGAAGUGGGAACCAAAAACAUUUUGGAGUCCUCAGUGGUAGAAGAGCCAAAUUCCCACGGAGAGUUAGAUCAACCCCAGGUUUGGAAUGAUGUGAAUGAUGGCUCUAUGGGAAACUUUCAGCAGGAUAUCACUAUGAAUAUUAACUCUGAGCAGGAUAUCUUUGACAUGACUUCUUCAGCUGCUGAGGAAUUAUCUUCAAUGAAUGCUUCCUUGGCCCAAGAAAAUUGUCCAGUUGAAUUGGAGUCAUUAGCCAGCAAACAAAAUACUGAGACAGAGAAAUGGAAUCAACGAUUAUUUCAGACAUUAAAUGAAUUACGGGAAUCCAACAAGAUGGGAAUGCAAACUUUUAGUCUGAUGAAGCUAUGCAGAAAUUAUGACCGGAAGCAAACAGCUGCCAAAUUUUAUACCUUUCUUAUCUUAAAAAAACAUCGAAUUAUUGAACUGAGCCAGAGUGUUCCCUAUGCAGAUAUUGUAGCUACAGUGGGACCAAUGUUCCAUAAGAUGUGAGAGAGAUCCAGAGCAUGCAGGUGUGUGCCAUCACUGGCACUGCUGCAUAGACUGUUUAGUUUGCUGGAGAAGCUAUCUGGAAGCAGCAGAUGUCUGGCCACUUCACAGACAGGCUGGCCUCCCAUUUUCUAUCUAGAGACAGAGCAGUUACAGCCAGAAUUGGAAACCUAUGUGGGGACAGUUAAGUCAUUUUUAACUUAACUAAUUUGAAUGUAUGGCAUUUAUCAUUGCCCUCAUCUGAGUGUUGCAUUUAGAUUGUGUUUAUGGUACAUUAUAAAAUAUAGUGUACUUCCAGGAAACAUUCAAGAUUGUUUUGUAAAGACUGCUUUACAUUGGAUUAUUAAAGUUUGUAGAGUUAAUGAAUAGUUAAUAUUUUCUUACUUGUAGACAUUAGUUUAUUUGAUCUACUUUGUAACAUCAUUGAUAGUACCUAAUUCCCUGGAUUUUAAUCUAAUAUCUUAGUUAAAGAAUUAUAAAACUUGUUUUAAAUUACCUGAGUUACUUAUAAUCUGGUUAUGGAUCAUUUAAUUUUUUCAUUUAAUAUUUAAUAACUUUUAUGGUCACCAUUAAUGUCCUAGCAAAACCAAAUCUGCUUAUGUUAAAAAAACAAAACAAAAACUGGCAGACACUUGUUAAUGUUUUAUCUGCACGUUCAAUCUUAGUAAAGACAACUGCAAAAGAUACUCUUAAUUUUUGUGUACGGAGCAUUUUAGACAGCAAAAUCAUUUGUUUUCUUAGUUGAUGUUUGAGUCAAAAAUUUUCAUAUGCUCUAUGAACUUCAAAAUACUCUGUAAAAAGUGGCCUAAGGCACUGUAAAUAAUGGUACUGGGUUACACUGUAAAACAGUUCCAUUCUAAAGAGAUUCUUUGAGUGUAUUUAAGAUACAAAUAACAGAGUUGUCUUAAAUAUUUUUACUUUCAAAUUAAUACAGAAAUUAAUUGGCUUGAUUUUUGGUGUAUAGGCCUAUAAUUUAUAUAUUUAUGUCAGAUCACCUCUUUAAAAAUCCUUUUCAGGGGACUGGAGAGAUGGCUCUGCAGUUAAGAACACUGACUACUCUUCCAGAGGAUCCAGGUUCAAUUCACAGCACCCACAUGGCUGCUCAUAACUGUAACUGUCUGUAACUCCAGGGGAUCUGACACCUUCACGUCAAUGCAUAUAAAAUAAAUAAGUUUUAAAAAAAUGUUUUUCAGGUUAUCUCCCUGUGGUAGUCCCUCUAUUCUAAUAGCUGUGGCCUUCAUUCUCCAUGACUACACUUUUGUCUCUUUGGAAAUGUUAUAUAAAUGGAAUUAUGUGGCAUGUAACCUUCUGAGAGUGGUUUUUUUCACUCAGUAUAGUAGCAUCCAAGUGCUUUCGUGUAUCCAUGUUUUGUUCCUUUUAAAAGUCAAGUAGUAUUCUGUUGUCUAGAUAUAUCAGCUCAUUUAUACUCUUACCCAUUAAAAGACAGUUAUUUCCAAUUUUGAUAAUUUUAGAGCUAUAAGCAUAUAUAGUUUUAUACAAUUAAAAGUGUUUAUUUCUCUGAGUAGCAUUUCUAAGUUGUGUAAAUGCAUAUUUAAAUUUAUAAUAAAUUAUUUGCCAGAAGUUAUACCAUUUUGCAUUUAUAAUAAAAUAUGAGAGCUUCA